Messenger RNA from Haemonchus placei, 933 nucleotides. NCBI's taxonomy places the organism in Eukaryota, Metazoa, Nematoda, Chromadorea, Rhabditida, Trichostrongylidae. The record is from the annotation of a GenBank genome assembly.
UUGAAAUGCUCAUUCGAAUGCUUCUCAUGGUGCCUAUUUCAGAAGCACUUUGACGUCGGAGAUAGCAGUUUGGACAGUGUUGGAGAUGUGCUGUUGAAGUUGAAGAAGCUAGCCCAUCAAAGAGCCUUCGGGAAUCGAGAGUUCGGGCAUGAUGCCGAAGAAGAUUCCAAGAAACCUGUGGCAAUCAGUGUUCUGCAGCCAACCGUGGCAAAGGAUGUCAGCCCAUAUCUCUUCGAAGGAGACAUCUUCCUGUCGAAAAAACAGGCGAUCAACAUUCUCAAGGAGGUGUCAGGGAUAGAAAGCAAAUCAAAGUCGAAUGUUCGUGGUCGUCGAUCAUUCGAUGCAAGCCCAGAAUCAAAGUGGCCAACGACAGCACCGAUUAAGUAUCGAUUCCAUGAAAGUAUUGACUUCUACGCGGUUUCGAAUAUAAUCAAAGCGAUCCGAUACUGGGAAAACGUGACAUGCUUAGAGUUCGAAAACUCCCCGGAUGUGGCAGAUAACGAAGACUUCAUUGAGUUUUUCCAAGGACAAGGAUGUUACUCCAUGAUCGGAAGAAACGGCGGCAGACAAGGUGUGUCGAUUGGAGAGAACUGUGUUAAGGCUGGUGUCAUCGAGCACGAGAUUGGCCAUGCGAUUGGAAUGUGGCAUGAGCAAAGUCGUCCUGAUGCUCAAUCCUACAUCAAAGUGGAAUCCGACUUUAUUCUUCCUUCCUACGUAAGCGACUUCCUUCAACGUGACAAGGAUAUCGACACUCUGGGACUACCGUAUGAUCUCGGUUCAGUUAUGCAUUACGGUAGCACGGCAUUCAGUGUAGACCAAUCUAGCAAAACGCUGAUAACACGGGAUCCUCUUUAUCAAAGCACAAUCGGUCAACGAGAGACCCUAUCAUUCCUCGACAUCGAGACGAUAAACAAGGCCUACUGUUCAGGUAAA